ACCCCCUUCCCCUUGUGCUGAGAAGACGUCGAUACGAUGUUUUACGCCCACUUCGUCCUCAGCAAACGGGGGCCGCUGGCCAAAAUCUGGCUGGCGGCCCACUGGGACAAGAAGCUGACCAAGGCCCACGUGUUUGAGUGCAACCUGGAGAGCAGCGUGGAGAGCAUCAUCUCACCAAAGGUGAAAAUGGCGUUACGGACAUCAGGUCAUCUGCUGCUGGGGGUGGUGAGAAUCUACCACAGGAAGGCCAAGUACCUGCUGGCAGACUGUAACGAGGCCUUCAUCAAGAUUAAGAUGGCGUUUCGACCAGGUGUGGUGGAUCUUCCAGAGGAGAACAGAGAAGCAGCUUACAACGCCAUCACCCUGCCAGAGGAGUUCCAUGACUUUGACCAGCCGCUGCCAGAUUUAGACGACAUCGAUGUGGCCCAGCAGUUCAACUUAAAUCAGAGCAGAGCCGAAGAAAUCACCAUGAGAGAGGAGGUGGGCAACCUCAACCUGCUGCAGGACAACGACUUCGCCGACUUCGGGAUGGACGACCGGGAGAUGAUGCGGGAGGAGAGUGCGUUCGAGGUGGACAUCAUGGGAUCAUCGGCGUCCAACCUCCUGCUGGAGGCGGAGGGCGGAGCCAAUCAGAUGGCCGACAAGUCCAACCACCUGGAGUAUGACGACCAGUACAAGGACGACUUCGGAGACAACCCGAUGGAGAGCAACGAGGGAGGAAUGCUGGUGGACAAGCUGCUGAGUAACGAGGAUGGAGGCGGCAUAUUUGACGACCCUCCCGCCAUCACAGAGAGCGUGAUGAUGCCUCAGGACCACGGUGACGAUGAGGAUGACUUUGAUGCUCUCUCAGCUGGAGCCCCAGAUAGUCCUGACUCUGGCCCGACGGAGCAGCUGCCCGCCAUGACGGACCAGCAGGAGCAAACUGCUCCGGUUCACAACGAGGAGGAAACCUUCGCCCUCGAGCCAAUUGACAUCACAGUGAAGGAGACGAAGGCGAAGCGUAAACGGAAGCUGAUCGUCGACAGUGUGAAGGAGCUGGACAGUAAAACUAUCCGCGCGCAGCUUUCAGACUACUCCGACAUCGUCACGACCCUGGAUUUGGCUCCGCCCACCAAGAAACUGAUGAUGUGGAAGGAGACGGGAGGAGUCGAGAAGCUCUUCUCGCUCCCAGCUCAGCCUCUCUGGAACUCUCGGCUGCUGAAGAUGUUUACGAGAUGCUUGACCCCGCUGGUGCCGGACGAGCUGAGGAAGAGGAGGAAAGGUGGGGAGGCCGACAGUCUGGAUGAGUUUCUGAAGGAUCUGGAGAACCAGGAGGUGCCGAGGGAGGAAGCGGCAGGUCACCAGCAGAGAGACAUCACUGAUCAGACCGUCAUGGAGGAGGCCAACGCUCUGCAGCCUUCAGCGGUGGAAGGCAGCAGGUCAACGCUGGACGAGUCCGCCAUGCUGCCGCCGUCCUCACAGGGAGGCCUGAAGAGGAAGUCUCCGGAGGCGGAGCCAGCCCUCCCUGUAGGAGCUCUGGACGAACAGCAGCAGCAGAGCGCAGCUGCCUCCCAGCAGCUCGAGGCGUCCACCGUGAGUCUGGCCCCGGAGGACACCACCGCCACCAUCAACCAGCUGAUAGAGCUGGACUUACUCGCCGACAAGGACAAGAAGAAAACCGACGAGGACUCUGAGGAAGAGGAGGAGGAGGUGCAGGGAGACCAGGAUCAGGAGGAGAGGAGGUGGAACAAACGAACCCAGCAGAUGCUUCAUGGCCUACAGAGAGUCAUGGCCAAAACCGGCGCCCAGUCGGUCAGCCUGCUGGACCUGUGCAGGACCAACAACAGGAAGCAGGCGGCUGCCAAGUUCUACAGCUUCCUGGUUCUGAAGAAGCAGCAGGCGGUGGAGCUGACCCAGGAGGAGCCCUACAGCGACAUCAUAGCUACACCCGGGCCUCGUUUCCACGUCAUCUGAAGCAGACACUGGCCAACAGCUCCGGGGCUUCGUUCACUAAAACGCUCUGGACUUGAAUUCAUGACGAUUUAUUUAUUUACAGGAAAGAAGAUCCGAGUUAUUCAGAAAACAACUCAUUUAUCCUAUAAUCCAGAUAUUGUUACAGAACGGGACUACCUGCAUGCUGUCUUGUGCACUUUCUCUAGAAAUCUUUUUAUUUCAGCACUUUCCCUCUGAAGGGUCGAUCUAGAUGGAAUAUAGUUGAUACAAAACAAAGUGCAGCUUUAUCUGAUUAAUCAGGCAGACGUGGAGGAUCAGCUCUGUGUUGUUUGUUGUUGUAACGCGCAGUAUUGCAACAAAAUGUUUUCUAUAUGAAGGAAGAUUUAUUAUCCUAAAGAUUAACUCGAAGAUGACGUGAAGUCUGAGUGUUUUGUAUCUGGUUGUGUUAAGAAAAUAAUAACCGACUGAAUUCA
This is a messenger RNA of Nematolebias whitei (Rio pearlfish), 2405 nucleotides long. RefSeq names its product RAD21 cohesin complex component b (gene rad21b). NCBI's taxonomy places the organism in Eukaryota, Metazoa, Chordata, Actinopteri, Cyprinodontiformes, Rivulidae. The record is from RefSeq and is a predicted model, not a curated record. The coding region runs from base 37 to 1953 and encodes 638 amino acids. Gene Ontology annotation, cellular component: synaptonemal complex; cohesin complex. Gene Ontology annotation, biological process: synaptonemal complex assembly; replication-born double-strand break repair via sister chromatid exchange; mitotic sister chromatid cohesion. The transcript is spliced from 13 exons. Gene Ontology annotation, molecular function: protein binding; chromatin binding.